CAAAAAUUAAAAUAAGAAGAAACUAAGAGAGGGCCCACCGGCCACAUGGAGGUGAUAAAUAGAAGGAAGUAUGUCGAUCGAUAGGGAUGUGUUUGUCAGUCGUAAGUCGCUAGAAGAAGACAACAAUGGUAUCCUUUGUUGGUUGCAUAAUUUCGCGUUCUGCCUUUCACAUUGUAAAUAUCUCCAUGUCCAUGGUGUCAACCAAAUUGAACUUACUACUUAAACUGCAUCAAACCAUCUUUGAGUCGAAGGAGUCGAAGGAGUCGAAGUCCACCACUCUGGGUAAAACGUUCGAUCUUCCAUGGAAGGAAUUUCGAAUCAAGAUAAAUUGAGCAUCGAUACAGAAUUACAAACCAAGUUACUCCUUCACAGUGAUGAUCAUGAUCGUAAGGGUGGUAUGAGAACCAUGCCAUUUAUCAUAGUGAAUGAAGCAUUUGAGAAAGUGGCGAGCUAUGGAUUGACGCCAAACAUGAUAUUCUAUCUGAUGGAAGUUUAUCACAUGGAAGCUGUAACUGGAACCAGCAUACUCUCCGUCUGGUCAGCACUUUCAAAUGGUCUCUCCAUUUUUGGAGCUUUCAUGGCUGAUUCCUACUUGGGUCGGUUUCGGGUCAUUGCUAUCGGGUCUCUCACCUCCCUUCUUGGGAUGAUUUUUCUAUGGCUGACCUCCAUGUUCCCAGAGUUACGACCUUCAUCUUGCGAAGAACUCGACACCAUUUGCAGCCCUGCAACACCAACCCAACUCGCUUUACUUUUCACAUCUUUUGGUCUACUAUCGAUUGGAUGUGGUUGCGUGAGACCAUGUUCCAUGGCCUUUGGUGCAGACCAACUCAACAAUCAUCCAACCAUAAACAACCAAAGGCUCAUUGACAGCUUCUUUAAUUGGUACUAUGCUUCUAUGACAAUGUCAAUGGUUGUAGCAUUUACAGUAGUGGUCUACAUUCAAGAUGAGUAUGGUUGGCAGGUUGGAUUUGCAGUUCCUAUGAUGUUAAUGGUUUGUUCUGCUCUCAUGUUCUUGCUUGGAUCUUCUCUUUAUGUGAAAGUUAAAGUUGGCAAGAGCCCGUUUUCAGAAUUCAUUCAAGUUCUAGUUGUUGCUUUUAAGAACCGGAAAGUCAGUCUUAGUCACGAUGACUGCUACAAUCAUAGCCAUGGAAUGGAUAGAGUUGAGUUAACAGAGAACAUAAGGUUUCUCAACAAAGCGUGUGUUAUUAAAGAUUCAAACACAGAUCCAUGGAGUCUCUCCACUGUCGAAAAGGUCGAAUCCCUUAAAUCUAUAAUUUGUAUAGCACCCAUUUGGUCUUCAGGAAUUCUACUAUACACCACAAGUACCCAAAGCUACCCGACACUCCAAGCAAACACAAUGAAUCGACAAAUAACCUCCGGAUUUGAAAUCCCAGCUGCAUCUUUCGGCUUAUUUAUGGUCUUAACACUCACAAUAUGGAUCAUCUUCUACGAUCGUAUCUUAGUCCCAAUUCUAGCAAAACACUCACACCAACCACGUGGGCUCCACCCAAAAACCCGAAUGGGAAUUGGGCUACUAAUCUCAGUCGUGGCUAUGGUAGUGUCCGCAAUUGUGGAAUCCAUAAGGCGCCACGUGGCAAGGUCGGGUGAUGACAUGUCAGCAAUGUGGUUGGUGCCACAAUAUUGUUUGCUAGGAUUAGCGGAAGCUUUCAAUGCAGUAGGGCAGAUGGAGUUUUAUUAUUCCGAGCUUCCAAAAAGCAUGUCGAGUAUUGCAAUGGCGCUCUUCAUGGUGAGCAAUGCAUUCUCGGGGCUUGUUGGAAGCUUUUUGAUCAAUGUUGUUGACUCGGUAACAAGUGAAGGUGGUGAAGUGAGUUGGUUAUCGAGUGAUAUUAAUGAAGGACAUGUGGAUUAUUACUAUUGGUUACUUGGUUUCUUGAGUUUGCUUAACUUUUUCUACUUCUUAAUCUGUUGUCGUCUUCAUCGGAGGUUUACGUCAUCCACAUGA
Molecule: messenger RNA, 1963 nt
Organism: Lactuca saligna
Lineage: Eukaryota; Viridiplantae; Streptophyta; Magnoliopsida; Asterales; Asteraceae
Source: the annotation of a GenBank genome assembly